Meloidogyne enterolobii is the source of this 1182-nucleotide messenger RNA. The record is from the annotation of a GenBank genome assembly. NCBI's taxonomy places the organism in Eukaryota, Metazoa, Nematoda, Chromadorea, Rhabditida, Meloidogynidae.
AUGAGUGUUCUUUUAAAGUUUUUUACCCACCCUUUAGUUCUCGCACCGUUAGGCAUAAGUGGUGUUGGCAUUGGAUUUGGUUAUGUUCGAAAUAAACGGGACACAAAACAUUACGAUUUGGAUGAGCAAGACGACAAAACUUAUAUUGUUACAGGGGCUACUUCGGGUAUUGGAAAGCAAAUAACGAGAAGAUUGGCACUUAAAAAUGCAACUGUAAUUAUGGCUUGCAGGAACAAAAAUAAAUGUUUGGAGGUCAGAAGAGAAAUUGUUUUACAAACACGCAACAAAAAAGUAUUUUGUAGGCUUUGUGAUUUGUCAGAUCCUGAAAGUAUUCACAAUUUUGCCUAUAAACUCACAAAAGACGAAACCAACAGCUUUGAAAAAAUUGAUGGAAUAAUUUUAAAUGCUGCAACAAAAGUGAAAAAAUAUCAAACAAAUAAACAAGGAAUUGAGACAAAUUUGGCAACAAAUCAUUUUGGGAAUUUUUUACUUGUCGGGCUUUUAUUACAAAAGUUGUUAAAUCAAGAUACUGCUUCAAAAAUUGUUUUUGUUAAUACAAAUAUUGCAGCUAAGGAUGGUCUAAUUUUGAAUCUGUUUGGCCUAAAUGAUGCCAAAUUUGUCAAAAAAUUGACUAGCACUUGUGAAAUUGUUGACCCAGAUAAAGGAAAAUAUGAUAUGCAUGCUGCUUAUAAAUACUCAAAAUUAGUGGAUCUCUUAUUUGCUAGAGAAUUGGCAGAAAGAUUGAAAGAUACACAUGUUCGGGUUGUUGUUGCUGAUCCAGGCGGCACAAAAACAGAUUUAAACAAGGAUGAACCUUCACAGAAAUUUUUCUUAACUCGUUGGACUAGUAAUUUUCUUGGAUAUACGGCUGGAAACAGAAGAUCGGUUAACAAAGCAAUAUAUCCAAUUUUAUAUGCUUUGGGAGAGGAAGGAGUUAAAAAUGGGACCUUUAUCAGUCCUCGACAAGUACCUCGUGAAUGGGGAGAAAAUGCUGAAAAUGUUCAACUUCGUCAAAAAGUUUGGUUAAUGAGUGAACAAUGGACUAAAUUAGCUGAUUAUAUGGGAAGAAUGGAAGAGGGACUUGAAAAGCCUGGUUAUUUUUCCAAGGAUUCUCAUGGAGAUGAUGAGGGGGAGAAGAAGAAAACAAGACAGAGGUCGGCAAAGUAUCUUUGGUUGGCUUGA